Molecule: messenger RNA, 1826 nt
Organism: Topomyia yanbarensis
Lineage: Eukaryota; Metazoa; Arthropoda; Insecta; Diptera; Culicidae
Gene: tan
Product: beta-alanyl-dopamine/carcinine hydrolase
Exons: 8
Coding region: 405-1565 (386 amino acids)
Source: RefSeq, a predicted model, not a curated record
UGAUUAGACCACCAACAGUUUAGCUAGCACGCGGAGGUUCAACAAGAGUUCUACAUUAAGCUACCACCAGUUAAACGAAUCGUUGGAAAACGCAGGGUUGGAAAAAGGCUCACCAUCACGGCGAGCACGUAACGUCGUCGUUACUAUUUAAUAUCUCAACAGUCGGAAGCGUUUUUCGCCUUUCUACGAUAUAAUAGUAUAAAGCGGUUAGACGUUGCACUUUUUAUGCUUAGUCGUGCGGCAAUUCUCGACGGUGGAGGAUCUCUCGUACUCACUGUGUUCCAACGUUGUGUAGUUUUGGAGAUUGACGAAACUGUUCUAAUCUGAUUAGUGAACUUAAAAAUUAUAUAAUACAUAUAGGAAAAACGUGACAGUGUCAUUUGCAAUUAGUCGAACGAAGUAAGAUGACACCAUCGAUCAAGAACAUCCCGCGCCGCCAGGCAAUCCCGAUGCUAUACACGAGAGGAACGCACUACGAUGUUGGAUACGAUGUGGGUCGAACCUUUGCAGCAAUUAUUAAAAAUUUUCUUCAACUGUCCGGACCGUUAAAUGAUACAUACCUGCCACUCUACAAAACCGACGAAGGAAGAAAAGUUUACAACGAUACCCUGGAAUCGGUGAAGAAAUCUUUUCCACAGUAUGUUCGAGAACUGGAGGGAACUGCAGAUGGCGCACAAGUCGAAUUCCAUAAGUUAUUUUUGCUACACAUGGAUGAUAUUUUGCCGGUUGCAGUGGAGGGUAGAAACAGUAUCAAUCAACCGAUUGGAUGUUCAACCAUUUGCGUCAAUGAGCCUGAUUGUGAGAUCCUAGCCCAUACGGAAGAUGCACUGAGUGAAGUUCUCAAUCACUACUACUUCGUUUCGGCUCACAUAGUUUCGGACUCUCCCCAGGGAAAGUAUAAUGUGACAGAGGAACGAUUCACUUCCUUAUGCUAUGCCGGUCAUUUGCCCGGUUAUACCAUGAACUAUAACCACCACGGGCUAGUAUUUUCGAUCAAUACACUAAGUGCUAGCAAGUUGCAUGGAGGAAAAACACCUCGGCACUUCAUAACACGUGCGCUGCUGUCGUCAGAAAAUUUUGUGCAGGCUCAACAAAUACUUCGUGAUAACGGAGUUGGUGCUGCUGAUGGUUGCUCGAUCAAUAUGACGUUUUUGAAACAAGAGGGCGACCGGUUAUUCCACAAUGCCGAGAUGGGACCGGCCGAGCGAGACCAAUCGCAGCUGAACAUUUUGACUGCCAGUCCGGGCGAGCACAUUGUACACGCUAACAAGUAUCUGAGACUACCGGUACCGGAGGUUACCGGGCUUAUAAUCGAUUCCAGUGUGGAACGUAUGAAAACGUUCAAUUCGUUCAAGCCGCCGAAAACGCUCAACGACGUGAUCCGUAUGCUAGGCGAUCAAAGCGCUAAAGAGCACACCGUUUUCCGGGAGAAGGAUGCCAAGGAUAUUGUGAAGACGAUUUGCGUGGGAAUUUUCGACUGCCGCAAGCGAACCUGGUCGCUGUAUUCCGAUAAUCCGAAGUUCAACGCUCCACUUGUAGUGCUACCACUUGUGAUUAGGGAUUAAAUUAGUGUGAGCUCAUUCGUUCUUAUCGAUGAGGCAUUUAUGUUGUGCUUUUCUGUUUAAUAUUCAUAUAUCACCGCGAUACAAAUUGUUGCCCGUUAUAACAUUCUGUUGAAGAAUCACAUUUUGCUCUAAAAAUUCUCAGUACUUAUGAUUCUGUACAUUCUGUUCUUUUUUGACAUUAGCAGAUGAUGUGGUACGAAAUAGAUAACGUAUAUAACUUGUUGUAUUUAUAAUUUAAAAGUUGACGCUUUUACAGAUGAA